Molecule: messenger RNA, 3717 nt
Organism: Ylistrum balloti
Lineage: Eukaryota; Metazoa; Mollusca; Bivalvia; Pectinida; Pectinidae
Product: atrial natriuretic peptide receptor 2-like
Exons: 24
Coding region: 1-3717 (1238 amino acids)
Biological process (GO): intracellular signal transduction; protein phosphorylation; receptor guanylyl cyclase signaling pathway
Molecular function (GO): ATP binding; protein kinase activity; guanylate cyclase activity
Source: RefSeq, a predicted model, not a curated record
AUGGUGUCCGGUCAGACGAUGAGGUGUGGACAGCGGGAGAUCGAAGUCAUGCAGGUACGUGAGAGAUUUAUCUGUCCAGUGACUCGGAGCAUGAUUGACAGCCGGGGCUAUCUCUGUACCCUCUCAAGUUCUUGUAUUAAGACAACAGGAAGACACGAGUAUACUACGUCACGGAGCAACUUAUGGGUAGCUCGUCAGGCUCCUCCAGAACAGGGGCCAAGAACUAAAAUGAGUGUUCUCCAUUGGUUAAUUGUUGUUUUGUGCAAUGUUGGAUUAUCGUCUUCUCUGAGGAUUGGUUUGUUGAUGCCCAAGGAUGUUUAUAAUUAUGGGAUUCCAAGUUACCAGACAUCUUCUGGGGCCUUUUUGGCAGCUGUCAGUGACAUCCACAUACCCAAUGAUACCGUACAAUUCACGUUCAUUGACACGUUUUGUCUCAACAGCCUCGCUCUGGCCGGAACAGCUAAUAUCAGCAAAAAUGUCGACGUCAUAAUUGGUCCGUCUUGUGGAGAGGAAGCUAUCCAUGUUGUGUCUCUGUUGGUGUCUGCCUGGGGAAUUCCCAUUAUAACAUGGACUCCAGUUGGAGAGGAGUACUUCCAGUCCCACGAAAUAACGACACUCAUCUCUACAUUUGGAACAUACCAGAAUUUCACACAGUCGCUCGCAAGAGUUUUGUUACAAUACUCUUGGAAAAAUAUAGGCGUGAUAUACUUCGGAAAUGAGAUAUGUGAGAAAAUAUCCCAUUACAUCUCCACCGGAUUUCCGGACAAUGACAUCCUCAUCCAUCGGGUGGAAAAGUUAGACAAUUUCACCCAACCGGAAGUGGAUAAGGCCAUCAGCAAUGUCAAAGACCAAGUAGCCAUUAUUAUCUUGUGUUUACCGAGUGAGUAUCUACUGGAUGUCCUACUCGUGGCUCAGAAGAAGGGUAUGGCUAGCGGGGAUUACAUGUUUAUAUACUGUAAGUUUAACCCUCUAAUCAACCAUCUGCCUGUAAAUAACGGCACAAACAAGGAGCGUAUGGAGCAGAUCAUGGAGUCAGUUCUCCACUUCGGUCCACAAACCAUGAUUAAACCGUCGGAAGUUAACAGAUUCGGAUCAACGUUAAAUCAUACGAUUGAUGACUUUGUGCUGUAUCUAUAUGACGCUACUGUGAUGUUUGCUACGUAUUACAAUACCACUAGGCAGGCGAAGGCUAACGCGACUGGUCUAGAUAUUGUUAACGACAUCAAAAGAAUGUCCAGUUACGUUGGAAAAUCAGGAUAUUUUAAGAUACUGAGUAAGGGCCAGGCAAUGCGGGAGUUUGGGAUAUACCAUUAUCAAAAUCAAAAGUACGAAACAGUGGCGUUGGUGAAAAAUGGGAUAUUUACAUCGUACAUGAGUGUUUCAUGGCCAAAAGGACACCAACCCAAGGACACGCUUCCAAAAAUGUGUAGCUCGGACUCCAGCUGUGACAAUACAGAUAAUACGGCUGCUAUUGUCGCAGGUGUGUGUACAGGAACAGUUCUUAUCAUUGGAGCAAUUCUUUUCCUUUUCGUCCUUUACAGGAAAAAGAGAUUCGAAAAAGAACUCAUGGGGAUGUUAUGGAAAGUAAACGAAAAUGACGUCAAAAUGCGGAAGGCCCGUCCUGGUAAUGGCACAACUGCCCCCUCCAAUGGUGAACCGGAAGUCCAGCACAAGAAAAAGCUCGUGCGAAUGGAAACAAGAGGUACCCUGGGCUUCGGAUCAUCUUGCAGUUUGGACAAAAAUCUUCUGUAUGCACCAAUAGGAAACUAUAAGGGAUCAGUGGUAGCGGUGAAAAACAUACAACGUAGAUCUAUCAGGUUGAGUCGGGAUGUGCUGCGCGAUCUGAAAACUCUACGGGAGUUACAACACGACAACCUUAAUGCUUUUGUUGGUGCUAGCCUCGAGGCACAGAACACCUAUAUACUUACACGGUAUUGUUCCAAGGGCAGUCUCCAGGACGUACUGGAAAACGAUGAUAUAAAGGUCGACUGGAUGUUCAAAAUGUCUUUCUCUUUAGAUUUAGCAAAGGGUAUGGAGUUCCUUCACAAGAGUCCACUAAGAUCACAUGGCAACCUAAAGUCGACCAAUUGUGUGAUUGACAGUCGGUGGGUACUAAAGAUCACAGACUAUGGCGCAAUUACCAACCAGCCAGAGGAACCAGACCAGGAGGAGGGCGAAUCAGAGUACUAUAACAAAUUGCUGUGGACAUCGCCAGAGUUGCUACGAUUACAGAAGCGACCGCCAAAAGGCUCACAGAAAGGAGAUGUGUUUAGCUAUGGCAUCAUACUACAGGAGGUAUUCCUGAGAGUGUCGCCAUACUUCUACAAUCGGGCUUCUAAGCCAAAAGAAAUUGUAAACAGGGUUCGUUAUAAUGAAACGCCUCCAUAUCGACCUAAUAUUCCCGAUGACAGCAAUCUGCCAGACAAAGCCGUAAGUCUGAUGACGCUGUGUUGGCACGAACACCCGGAAAGUAGACCGGACUUCCAGCAUGUCAGAAAGAGGCUCAUAGAUUUAAAUGGGGGAAAGAAGAUGAAUAUCAUGGAUAACAUGAUCCACUUGUUGGAGGCUUACAGCAAUAAUCUAGAGGAGCUGGUCACAAGCCGAACCGAGGAACUGGCCCUGGAAAAGCAGAAGACGGACAAACUUCUUUACAAUAUGCUUCCACCAAUGGUAGCCGAGCAACUGAAGAGGGGAGAGUCUGUCCGCCCGGAGACAUUUGAUGACGUGUCCAUCUUUUUUUCCGAUAUUGUGGGCUUCACAACCAUUGCAAGCAGCAGUGAACCGUUACAGGUUGUUGACCUUCUCAAUGAUCUUUAUACUACGUUUGAUGGUAUCAUUGCAAUGCACGAUGUUUAUAAGGUAGAGACUAUUGGGGACGCGUACAUGUGUGUAAGCGGCCUUCCUAGAAAGAACGGAAGACGACACGCAGGAGAAAUCGCCAACAUGGCACUAGACCUACUUAGUGCGGUGACUAACUUCCAGAUCCGACACAUGCCAGAGGGAAAAUUGCAGUUACGGAUAGGAUUGCACACCGGCGGGUGUGCUGCAGGGGUGGUGGGUUCCAUUAUGCCAAGAUAUUGCCUCUUUGGGGACACUGUAAACAUGGCAUCAAGGAUGGAGUCAACAGGAAAAGCUCUGCAUAUCCACAUCAGUUCAUCUAUGAACAAGGUUCUGGAGGAUUUGAAGUGGGGUUUCAUCACCAUAGAGAGAGGAAUCAUUGAGGUCAAGGGUAAAGGCCUACAGAAGACAUACUGGCUGAUUGGGAAAAGGCGUUACAACAGACCGCUCCCACAGGAAAUGUUAGAUCUACAGACCAAAUACCAGGAUGCCUUGGCGACCGGGCGGGCAGUGUCUCCAACGGAGUCCCAUAUUUCAGCUGGGGAGCAUAGUGAUAGUAUGUAUGGACGAGCCUUUAGAAAGACAUCCAUAGCCAUAAGCUUCCUGUCUUCGCUCAGUCAUGACGCAUUUUCAAACAGGUCGACAUCGGAAGUAACAGUUGGAGACCUCGCGUUAUCAUGUGAUAGUUUACGAGAACGCCGUCCAAGCAAUGACACACUACUUUCAACAGAUUCUACACUGUCUCCAUCCUCGCCGGAAAUGACGUUUAAAGGAGACGCCACAGCUCCGAAGUCUCCUGAUUCAUUAUUUCCCGAUAGUGCACAAGCACCAAGGACGAGAAAAAUGACGUUUGAUAUACCGAAAAUUGAAAUUUCGUGA